Pediculus humanus corporis (human body louse) is the source of this 795-nucleotide messenger RNA. RefSeq lists its product as uncharacterized. Bases 1 to 795 code for a protein of 264 amino acids. The record is from RefSeq and is a predicted model, not a curated record. The transcript is spliced from 4 exons. Lineage: Eukaryota; Metazoa; Arthropoda; Insecta; Psocodea; Pediculidae.
AUGUCUAAGUCACCUACAUUAUUUUCUUCUGAUGACGAAGACGAAGAGCGUGAAUUAGAAGAAAAGUUACUGAAAAAGUUCCAAAAAAUGCUACAUGGAAUACCGCCACCGUCUACAAUUACCUUAUCCAAACUUACUGCUUCUGAAAUUUUAGCAAAGUACAAAGAAAAUAUAAAUCUUAUAGGUACAAAUGAAACUACCUUCAAGUCGUCCAGAAGGAACCAAAAUAAAACUCCAUUAGUUUAUUAUCAUAACUCUUCUAAAGUCUCAGAAGAUAUAGCCUAUCUUUCUCAAAAAGUUGUUUCACGCUAUGUAUAUUUUGAAACAAUGUCAUCUUGCAAUAUUUGGUUUGAUUCAUCAUUACCAAAAAAUAAUGUUUUACAACAACAAUCUAGAAAAUAUGUAAAUGGAAAAUCUCCUGGUAGCAGACUAAGUCAUUUAGCCAAGAAAAAAAGAUUAUUUUCUUUGGAAAAUUUACAAAAAUUAGAAGAUUCUAGUAAAAAACACAUAAUCGAAAUCGAAAAACCAAACAUGAACAAAAGGAGUUUCAUUAGUAAUUGUAUGGUAGAAUUUGAAAAAAGGAAUUCUUUUAAGAAAGCAUUGUUUGUUAAUUCCGAUGAUGAUGAUGAUGAGAAAGAAGAAGGACCAAAACCCAAGAGAUUUUUUUCUAGUCAGCAAGAAAUAAUAUCAAAUAAAACAAUGCCAAUCAACAAUUACAGACAAAAUUGGUUUUCUCAAUUUGAUAACAGCCCAAAUAUAUUAGAAAGAAGAAGACCAAAUAGAAUCAAAAGAUAA